Messenger RNA from Stegastes partitus (bicolor damselfish), 8643 nucleotides. RefSeq names its product shroom family member 3 (gene shroom3). NCBI's taxonomy places the organism in Eukaryota, Metazoa, Chordata, Actinopteri, Pomacentridae. Gene Ontology annotation, molecular function: actin filament binding. The transcript is spliced from 26 exons. Gene Ontology annotation, cellular component: cortical actin cytoskeleton; apical plasma membrane; apical junction complex. Gene Ontology annotation, biological process: actin filament organization. The record is from RefSeq and is a predicted model, not a curated record. Bases 339 to 6431 code for a protein of 2030 amino acids.
AACACUGAGGCCACUUUGGAUUUCUCUUUCCGCACAUCUCCUCCGCUUCCACCUCGUCGUGAAGCUUCUCCUCUCGGUAAACUUUUCAACUUUUCUCCCCGCGCUCCAGCGGCCGGUUUCGGGGUGUUUUUUCUGGGGAGGAGGGGGAGUCCGUGCGCCGGGAGGCUCCGUGCGCAACAGGAAUGCACUUUGCAGGAAACGCAGCUCGGUGCUCGGACACCUCCUGCUCUGUUUCCCCCUAAAGAGGAGCUGUGGAUGAGAACGGGCGAUGCACCGGUGAGGGAUCGUUGUCGACGCACCGGUUCUCCCCGGAGACAGAGCGCUCCCCCCGGCCGGGCAUGGAGAGCGGUGGCCGGGCGGGGCUCCAGCAGGCGGCGGCGGCGGCGGCGGCGGGCGGAGGAGGAGACGGAGGCGGCUGGGUGCUGGUGGAGGCCCGGCUGCAGGGAGGAGCGCCGUGGGGCUUCACCCUGCAGGGCGGCCUGGAGCACGGAGAGCCGCUCAUCAUCUCCAAGGUAGAAGAAGGCGGUAAGGCCGAUAGUUUGGAUCAACCGCUGCUGGUCGGGGACGAGAUUGUCGUCAUCAAUGAGGUGGAGCUGACCGGAUACCGACAGGAGGCCAUCGCUCUGGUCAAAGGAUCGUACAAGACGCUGCAGCUCACCGUCCGCAGGGAGUUUGAUCCCGGAUACAUCGAGGAGUUUGUCGCUUCACCUCCUUCCCUCACUGAUCUUCCUCCUCCUCCUCCUCCUCCUCCUCCUCUGUCUCCUUCACUGCCACCACCAACACAACAACAACAACAAACACCUCCGUCAUCCAAUCACAGCAGACCAUGUUCAGCAGUCCAGCUACGCAUCAAAAACAGACGCACUGAGCCGUCGUCCCGGCCUCACUCGUGGCACUCGACGAAGCUCGGCGAUGGUCGGCCGGAGCUGGACCCGGCGGCGAUGGACACGAUGAGCAGCGCCUGGCACCACAGCUACCACGCCAGUGCCUCGACCACCGACCUGUCCGGCGGCUUCGACUCCGGCGGCGGCGGCAGCGGCUACCUGAGGAAGAGCCCGGACCAGUACAGCUCCAGGGGCAGCAUGGAGAGCCUGGACCCUCCCCAGUCCUCCCAGCUGCACUCCGGAGCUCAGCACCAGCAUCCACUGGGUCACCACGGCCACGGCGGGUCCCACCACACCUACUCGUCCUGCCACCAGCUGUCCUCCGCCAGGUCGUCCAACAGCAUCGACCACCUGCACAGCAAGCGGGACUCGGCCUAUUCGUCCUUCUCCACCAGCUCCAGCAUCCCGGAGUACCUCGCCUCCACCCCUUCGUUCAGCCCGGAGCGCUCCUAUUCGCUGGAGACCGUCCCUCAGAGGGGAGGAGGAGGAGGAAGCGGGGAGAUGCAGCAGGCCGACAUGCGCUACAUCCGGACGGUUUACGACGCCCAGCAGGGCCUCUCUCAGGAGCACGAGCUGAGCUCCACCUCCGCCGCCAUGCUGCGCAGCACCGACUCCAGAGGCGGAGCGAGGCCGGGGCUGAGCCGAGACCUCCAGGGUUCAGGGGGCGGAGUCUGUUACCGUGGCAGCAGCAGCGGCAGCAGCAGCAGCAGCGGCAGCAGCGGUGGAGGCGCUCCAGCUGCAAACAGGCACAGCGUGGGUCCAAUAUGGGGCCCAGCCGCUAGCCGAAGUUCCUACGAGAGCCUGAAGGGGGCGCCCGCUCCACCGAGGCGCAGCGACAGCUACGCAGCCACCAGAAACCACGAGAGACCGAACUCCUGGUCCAGUCUGGACCACGCCAGGUCACUACGAUCUCUGCAAAAAGGUUCCUGGCAUCACUCCAGCGGCCCCGUUGCCUCAGCUAAAGGCUCGUACGGCGCUGAGGGUCAGCUCCACACAGUGAUAGAGAAGAGUCCGGAGAGCAGCCCCACCACAAAGCCCCGGCAGGGCGGAGGCUUUCCCCAACCGCCCUCCCCUACUGGAGCCUCCUUGGCAGGCUCCCCUCCCCAGUCCAACCGCCUCAUUCUUCCCACGGGCGUUUACCCCGUUCCCCAGCCUGAGCCACACUACGCACAGAUGCCCAGCUCCAGCCCCGGCCCCUCCGGAGUCUACCCGGCCCUGGCCAAGGAAAGCAGCCGGCAGCAGCAGCAACAACAAGGGCUGCAGGGUGUCGCGGGGAGGGAUGAAGGAGCAGCGGAGGGCCGGAGGGAUGGAAGGACGUCAGCUGCUGAAAAUGGAUACCAAAAUAGCACUUCUUCAUCGCAUCCCCACUCCUCUUAUUCAACAUCUGCCUCUGCACAGCUCAGGACUCAGGCACACGAGGCAGACAGGCAUCAACACGACGAGUCUAACUUUGGACCCUAUAGACAACAAAUAAAAACUACUGGAGGAGGAUCAGAUGUCCAGACUGUGGCUCAAAGUCCUCAAAACCACCAAGGAGCAUACAAUCAGAGCGAAUCCCAUUUUCAUACAAGCAAAGGACCCCACAGCCAAGUGUACCGGGACCAGAACCAAGAUUUUCAUAUUCUGAUGCAGUCGACCCCUGACCUCAGGCCCCUCUCCUCACAAGACAGGAGCGACCCCUACUUCCCUGGCCAUUCCCGGGGAGACCGAAGCAGAUCGAUGGACCAGAGCAGUGUUCAUUCAGAGCCAGUGACAUCUCCCAGGCUCGCCCAGGGACAGGUGCACCCUGGCCACUUACCUGUUCACCCUCAGCCUCAGGCUCCGCCCACCGCCGCCUCGCACACUUCACCCCGUCACUUUAGUGACUCAGCAGCUCUGCAGUACCAACAGUGGGAUCACCGAGAGCAGGACAAAGAUCGAGAACACCCGCUGACCCGUCUGGAGAUUGCGCUCGCCGAGGUCCAGCGAUGCGCCAGCCCCGACAGUGUUGUCUCCGCCAGUAGCCACGGCAACAGUAGCUUUAGCGAUGGUACCCAAGGGCCCGCUCGCAGCCUCUCCGUUUUGGAGAAGGUCAGUCGUUUUGAGCGCCGGGAACGUGCUGGAAAGCAGCGCAGCCACAGCACCAGCAACAACCCACACAACAAAGCCACGCAUCUGCGGAUGACUGAUAAAGGCCGCAGCAGCCCCUGUGGAGCAGAAGACCUCCGAAACAUGCUGGAGAGAAGCACCAAGGGAACCAAAGCCCACCGGACCAUGAGCUACAGAGGCGGCAGCAGCGAACACAUGAAAUACAGAACUCCAGCCGAUCCUAAUUCGGCCCUUCAGAGGAGCAGAAGCACCUUCCAACUGGAUGGAUCUAGGGAAGGAGAGAGCAGCAAAGACUUUCCCUGGAGACAGGAAGUCCAAGAGAUCUUUGUCCCCAUGCAGGACACAUCCUCCAACAGAUCUUACAGGGACUCCUUGAAAGACGCCCAGACUCAUGUCCUACGAUCCACCUCCUUCAGACGACGAGACCUCAGCUCCUCGGUCAGCCCCCCACCUCCUGCAGCUCCUCCUACUGUCCCCUCCACCAGCAGCCAACAGCCUCCACCUGUCCCUACCAAGUACCACUCCCUGGAGAAAAAAGCCCCCAAAACAAUGCCUAAACCACAGGGCAUCGUCAUCACACCACAGUCCAUAUCCAUACCUCCGGUCACUUCCCCUCACACCCCAAAGGAGAGGCAUGUGGUCAGUCCCGAUGUUCGAGGCUCGAGCCCACCAGCCCUCCCCAGUGUCCCACCAGUUGGACCCCCAGGACUGAUGCGGAUCUGUGGCCGCAAGCGUCUGACGGCAGACCAGAAGAAGCGCUCAUACUCAGAACCAGAAAAUAUGAACGAGGUUGGAGUUUCGGAUCCUGAGACUGCUGCCCUUUUCCGUCGUGGAGGAGAAACCAGCGUGGCAGACCGACGGAAGAUGUUUGAACUUGUGGCAGGUCGUGUUGGUGGCGGAGCUCCUCAGAACCCCACGUCAAGGCCCGACCUACGGCAAGUUCAGCAAGACGCCCUCGCCGAGUACAUGGAGAGGAAGCGAGGUGUAAAGAGAGACGAGGGAGGGCCGAGGAGUGGAUCGAGGCCUCGCAGUGCUUAUAUACAGCCUGAUAACAGCAACCAUACAGUCUCGUCCAGUUACUCGGACACCCUCAGCCUCUCCUCCACCUCCAGCAUGCUCUCCCUCCAAGACUCUGGCCUAGAUCGAAGCUUCUCCUCUGCGGAGAGGCGUGUCUCCUCAACCCUCCCUCCUGGAAGUGACCUUCGGAGCUUCCAGUCCAACCUUUUCUACCCAGGCAGGGUGACCACACCGAGGCUUCCAGUGCAACCACCGCCUAGUUCCCCUCCUGCCUCCAUUCUUGAGCUCCUGACCCAGGAUCUCACCGGUGAAGCAGGGAUUGGCAGACACAGUCAGUCUUCCAGUAGAGAACCACAGCCGGGCCAUGAGCGGCAGAUCGCAGAGCCUCAGCUGAGCCUGGGACUGUCUAAGCAGCUCAAUGGGGCUCUGCAGAGGGCCGGGUCAGCUCGGAGGUCCGGAAAAUCAGCCUCUGCCGAAGAUCUCCUGGAGCAAACCAAGGACCGACAAGUUUCUCCUCAACACAGCCGCUCUCGCUCGUCCCCCACAGCAGAGAGACUGAACCAGGACUUCCUUCCAGGUGACGUCAGGAUGUUUGGCGUUUUCAUCUCUGAACCUGGACGCUGCGUUCUGGCGGCAGACAGACCUGCAGACGUCCACGUCUCAGCAGAUCCUCCUCCAACGUCCCAGAACGUCUUCCAGCCUGCAGGAGCUUCACUCGAUCCCGGUUCCUCCCAGACCCCCGUCACCCGUCGGGAGCGUCAGAGGAACAGCGAGCGACAGCGAGUCCACAGCGCCUCCACCCUGGCGGCCUCCGUCGGCCUGCCGUGUCCCUUCUCCUCCCCCGGAGCUCCAGAUGGAGGCGAGUGGCCGGUCGCCGUCAGCUUCCCGGAGAUCCAAGAAGAUCAAAGUUCUGCUGGAACGCCGACGAGACGCAGCAUGAGCGACGCCACCGCGUUGGAGGAAACUCCGAGGGACGUGCACCGAGGCCGGGCCUUCAGCCUGGAGAUGACCGGAGGGUUCCCUGCAGAAAGCGUAGGUUCGACUCCGCCGUCACACUUCCACCUGGACAGGAGGAGCAGCUCUCCUCCGUCCCCCCACCCGUCCGUCCAGCGGCCACUCGCCUCGCUGAGGAUCUCCGAGUCGAACCUGAGCAGCCCCAUCGACCUGCAGCCGCCGGCAGAAGCUCCCACGACCUUCCAGCAGGAGGACUACGACGAAGUGUUCCUCCAGAACCCUCCUUAUAUCAAGGAGACCAACAUCAUCGAGGACUUCCCUCCUCCUCCACCUCCGGUCGAGCUGGAGCCGGAAGCUGAGCCGCUGACAUCUGGAAGUCCGACUCCAGAGUUCUUGAGCAGCUCCAGGAAGUCUUCGCUGCAGCCCUCCGUCUGUCCUCCACCUGCUCUGAAGCCGCAGUCCUCCUCCAUCACCUCCAUCUCCACGUCCUCCACCAUCGAGGACAACCUGAACCUCGACUACCAGCCGCUGCCUCGGAGGGACAAGACGCCGGAGGAGCUGAGAGUGGAGGCUUUAGCUCGGCAGCUGGUGUUGCAGGAUCCGUCUCUGUCGCCCCUCUUGGACACCUGGGGCGGUAAAUCCACCGUCGACUUAAUGGAGGAGAUUUUUCCCAACAGCAGGCUGAUCAGUAAACCCCAGCGCAGAGGCAGCAGGAUCCAAGAUGGCGUCUGCGAUCCUGCUGAGAUCGCUGAGCAAGGGAAUGAAACUGAUCUGGACGAGGAGGAGAAGGACAUCAACGCCAGAAAGGUGGAGCUGUGCGAGGCUCUGAGGAGCAGCAUAGCGGCGCUGCAGCGGGAGAAGGAGGCGCUGAGCGAGGAGCAGCGGCGCCACCGGGUGCUGGAGGCCAACGUCGAGACACUGGUGCAGGAAAAACUCAAAGCCAACGAGAGGGACAAGUACAGCAUGUUCAUCGGAGAUCUGGAGAAGAUCGUGAACCUGCUGCUGUCGCUGUGCAGCCGGAUGUCGAGGAUCGACCGAUCGCUGCUGGCUCUGCAGAGAGACGAGCUGACGUCGGAGGAUGCAGCCGAGGAGAAGGAGAACCUCCUUCACAAACGCUCUCUGCUGCUCCGCCAAACCGAAGACGCCCGGGAGCUGAAGGAGAACCUGGACCGGCGGCAGCGCGUGGUCCAGUCCAUCCUGUCCGGCUACCUCAGCGACCCGCAGCUGGAGGAGUACCGCUGCUUCGUCAGCGCCAGGCCCUCGCUCCUGAUUCGCCAGCGCCACCUGGACGACCUCGUGCGGCAGGGGGAGGAGCAGCUGGCGCGACUGGCCGAGACGCUGCCGCCGGAGCUGGCCGAGGCUCGCGGCUGGUCGCCGGCGUUCCGCAGCCCGACGUCGUGCUCGUCGCCGUUCCCGUCGCUCCUGCCGCCGUCCCUGAUCCCAGGCCCCGCCCACCCGGUCAGGACCACUACCGUGACGUCACUGUGAUGUCACGGACGGGGCAGGAAGUGACCCUAAAAACUGAAGCGAUGCUCUAAAGUGAAGCAGCUUUACGGACGCUGCUCACGAUGAAACUACUAUGCAGACUUCACACAUGAGGAAGGAAAAGCCUUCGAAGCGCUUCGUUCUGUUCACACCCGUUAGACCUCCGAUCACCUCGACACCAGCAACCAGCUCCGUGUGGACUCAACCCGACUGCUGCCAACUAACGACUAACUCUGCUCUGAAAUGUGAUCCUGAAAGGCCGCCGGGCGUUUUCAUGUUGGAGGUUCCCCAAGAAAGCUGGACGAUUCCAGCGAGGAUUUCUUUUAUCUUUGCGACGCGUUUUUAAUCCGCCAAACGCGCUGGAGUCGUCCUUCACCGACCACGACGGUGCUUUCAGGAACCUUCCUCCAAGCGGGUCAUCUCCCAAAGACAAAACACCAUCAUCUGCAAAAAAAAAAAACAAAAGCGUCGCAAAACCUGCUCACUCUUCGCACAUGUACAGCAAACUUACUGAAACCAAUUAACGCCAAAAUUGGAGCACAUAAUUGUCAUACUGUAACACAACUACUGCCUGAACGCCUGCAGCUUGUAGCACUUUGUAGCAGCCCGACUACUGUUUGCAGCAGAAUUUACACUGAAUGACGAAAGAAAAAAAAAAGGUUUUCCGCCUCUUUAAAAUACUCCUGUGAUGAAACAUCCGAUGCCUAAAAAGGAAAAGUUUCCAAAGAUUUUCACUGGAGGAAAUGUUUGCAGAUAUCUCGUGGGUUUCAUUUAAAAAUUGAGGCACAAAUACAUAUUUUUUCUGCAUUUUACUGGCCCCAACAGUUAGCUUAACAUCUGAGUAAUAGCUCAGUCUGCAUUAUAAAAGGAAAAUAAAUCACCAAAAACCCAAAGAUAUUUAAUUGAGAACCAUAUGAAACAUUCAAAAAAAGCACAUUUGAGAGGCUGGAAUUGGUAUUUUUGCGGAUAAACGGUUAUAAUUUUGGGUGCAGAGUGAUGUUUUUCCACGUUCCAACAACUCCCGUUAACAAAAUGCCGUUCGUGAUCGAACAAACUUCUGCUGAAACAAACUUCUUCAGCAGUUUUUCCUCAAACGGAGCCAGUAACACUGUGAGAAACGCGGCGCUGCUUUCGUAAAAACUCUGCUUAUUUGAUCUGUUUCGGAAAAACGAGAUUCUUCGUUCAAUCUCAGUGGUGAAGUCACUUUAGUUACUCUUUUAAAAGUCGGGAAACCUACGGAGGACGAAAGCAGGAACACGAGUCAAAGCUGUGCUGACAGACAAGCGAUCGUCUUGAGAAACAGAUUGUUUUUUGGUCAGAAGCCAAACUACCACGACUUUUCCUACAUUUCCCACAAUGCAGCUUACUGCUGUCAUUUAUUACACAUCUUGUGCCUGAUAAACACUUGAACUCUUUAAAUACGUAGAAAUUUGAGGCCUCAAAAAGACAUUUCCUCAGUUUUUAAAGCGUUUCCCUUUAAUCUUCUUUAAAACACCCUCAUGGGUUGAACAUUGUGGAAAAUAUUUAAGCAAAAUGCUGCAAAUUUGCUCUCAGACGAGUUAAAAGGAAACAGAAAUGAGAACAAAAACGGAUCAGAACGCUGACCUGUGAGGAAAAUAUCAACAUUACAGUAAUAAAUGAGAUAUAAAUGUAAAUGUUGAACCUCCUGCUUUCCUCCAUCGUCGACUUUAUUUAUUCUCUUGACAUUUUUUCCUUCAUUUGUCCUCUCUGGGCUCCCGUAGCUUUCCAGGAAACCCUUGAUUUGGAUUCUCUGCCAGCUGUUGAUCAGGUCUAGAUUUGUGAUUUUUGAUCAUCUUUUAUCGGUUUCUCAUCAGGCUCCAUUCGGCUUCUCUUCGGUUCGGCUCUACAGGGUCAAUAUUUAUUUGUUAGCGAACAGCAGCAGCUCUGAUCAGAGGAAGGUUUCACCUGUUUUCACUCCAAACUCUUCUGCUCUUCACCCACAUGUUUAGUUUUGAGAGCACCUUUUUAAAUAUCCUGCAAACACCACAGCUACACGAUCCGCCACGUCCGCAUUAAUAACCCCCGUUUUACUGUUGAUUAUCGUUUGUUACUGUCGGAGGCACCGCAGAAUAUCUCAAGACGUGUUUCUGGUUUAUUGUUGAAUGAAAUUCAAUGUUCACUUUAUGAAAGAAUUGAGAACAAAUAAUAAAACAGAUCCCGGUUUUUGCAAAAUAAAUGUAUUUUGUAAAUACUG